UCACUCUUAUUGUAUAUAGAACAUUCACUAGUUUGUUCAAGAAAAAGCUCUUGACUGUGAACAUCCUACAUGGGGAUUGCUUUAGACAUAUAAUGGCAUACUGUUGGUUUGUGGUUUGUCAAGUGGGCAAAAGGGGAAAUUUGGAGGUUGGGGUUUGCUAGCAUACUAUUAAAGAUACACGAGUGCAAAAAACUGUGGUGUGGGUGCUUUACAGGAAGGUUGUCUGCACUGGGCCAUCCCAUUUAUGCCGGUGCCUCAAGUGAAGUGCAGCCACAUACAGACAGACGGGCCAAGAGUGAGUGAGAAGGAGGCCUGGGAACCUUUUACAUACUCGAGUCAAUAACGUACAUUUUUAUUUUUCAGGAGGUUUGUUUUUACUUGACAACUAAGGGCCACAUUUUGGAAUAGAUCAAAUGCUGCUGAGAUUGUGUUAUCAAGGGAUGGCAUAGCUGCUGUCGGGACAGCUGAUGGGAGGAGUCAACUCAAUUGAACCAAAGACCUCAUGUGUCCAAAUUGGUUUUAGAGAAGACGAGAGGAGUCCUAAUCCUACCUAGCAAAGACAAUAGAGGCAAUUGUAUGAAGAUUCAACAGCAACAGCAUGAACAGUAUUCUUUCAAAUGAAAUUAUUGAAAAAAAAAAUCUAUUUUAGGUUUAUACCCAUUAUCUUCUGGAUGUGUUCUUCAGCCAGUUAUGCCCUCCCUCUGAGGAGAAGCAGUGAGGUAUCAUCAGCAGCUCCUGGGCGGCUCUGUGGAGUGGGACCAAAACCUCAUGGAUCUUUGCAAGAGAGUGAGAUGGAUGCAGCUUGGCAAGAACUGAUGGCCAUUACAGAACUACAGGAGUUUGAAGCCCCUGGUGAAAGUGCCUUUGAAACAACACCGUACCAAACCAUGGCACCCAUAGAGCCUUAUGGAAUUGCUGCAGAGCCUCCUCCUGGAUCCUGUGAGGUCAGCUCCAAUCAUUAUGACGGAUGCUACUCUGAAGAAGUGCCUGUGCAUCAUCAGCACAGCACCCAGUCACAGUACAGACACCCUGAGUCACAAACUAAUCAAAAAGUACCACCAGAAUCUGCUCACUCUCUCUUGGCUUUGAGAGACUCAGUUGCCUCAUCGGGGGAGUGUCGUGGCCCGUGGAGGGACAGCACCCAGAACCUUUACAGACACAUGCUGUGGACACAAGGACAAACUUCACAUCGCCUGAACAAUGACCUGGAGUCUGACUCAGGCCUCUCUUUAGGCUCCAGUCCUCCUCUGGCCUCUCCAGAUGUGAGCAAUGGGGCAACUGGUAACCAGAUAGACAUUAAAGACUGCCAUUAUGAAAGCCAAUCUGAAGGGCGGAGAAAUGCGUCCUUUUAUUCUUUUGGCUACCAAGACAAUACAAACUCAUAUUUACAUCCGGAUCAAUAUUUCUCAAUUCAGAGUUUAUCUUACCCACCUUCCAGUGGCCCAGUUCCCCGGGCAGUGAAACCAUAUAUAAACGAACAGUCCGAGCUUUAUGAUUACGGAGUACCCACUAGAGGGAGUUCACAGCAAGCCGCGUAUAAGCAGCGGAACCACUUAGCGCAUGCGCCAAUGAGCAGAGAUGAGCGACGGGCCUUGGCCUUAAAAAUUCCCUUCCCCAUGGAUAAAAUUAUUAAUCUACCUGUGGACGAUUUCAACGAACUACUGUCCCAGUAUACGCUCACUGAUACUCAACUAGCACUAGUCAGAGACAUUCGGAGGAGAGGCAAAAACAAAGUCGCAGCUCAAAAUUGUAGAAAAAGGAAGCUUGAAAGCAUUAUUCAAUUGGAACAAGAACUCAACCAACUUCAGGCUCAGAGACAGCAUCUUGCUCAAGAAAGACUAGAAUUUCAACAAAGUUUAGCCUUCAUCAAAUGUCGACUGUCAGAACUCUACACAGAGGUCUUUGCCUACUUGAGAGACGAAGAUGGUCAACCAUAUUCUAUUAAUGAGUAUUCUCUACAGCAGACACCUGAGGGCAACAUUUAUUUAGUACCGCUUAGUGAAAUGCAGAAAUGA
Periophthalmus magnuspinnatus is the source of this 2015-nucleotide messenger RNA. RefSeq names its product nuclear factor, erythroid 2 (gene nfe2). The coding region runs from base 618 to 2015 and encodes 465 amino acids. Gene Ontology annotation, molecular function: RNA polymerase II cis-regulatory region sequence-specific DNA binding; DNA-binding transcription factor activity, RNA polymerase II-specific. The record is from RefSeq and is a predicted model, not a curated record. Gene Ontology annotation, cellular component: nucleus. NCBI's taxonomy places the organism in Eukaryota, Metazoa, Chordata, Actinopteri, Gobiiformes, Gobiidae. Gene Ontology annotation, biological process: regulation of transcription by RNA polymerase II. The transcript is spliced from 4 exons.